AUGGCGAACAUACGCGGCGGCGUUGGUGGGUUUCUUCUUCGCCGCGCAGCCGUAAAGAGCGUUCGGCAAAAGUACCAGACGGGCCCACAGUUCAAUAAGCGCAAAUUCUUCCAGUUCCCAAAGGGCUACCACCGUCUCCACCUUCGUAUUGGUGGCGUUCAGUUGGGCUCACCGACGCAACAGCGGGAACACACGCGCUUCUCGCAUCUUCCAGGUGACACUCGAACGCGGCCGCAGUACGACUUCACGUUUGGUGAGAGACGAGCAGAUGGCGCCCUGUACGCCUGGCGGAAGCGCGGUAGCCUGCAACUAUACCAAAUGGGCGGAAAGCCUGAAACAUUUGUCUGUUACCGUUGUGGCUACCCGGUGCGCAGCCAACUCGUGGCGAUAAAAGGGGACAACUGGGAUUACCGAAUGUGCUACAAGUGUUACACGACAACUGUACACCACGGGAUGGAGAACGACACAUGA
Messenger RNA from Trypanosoma cruzi, 471 nucleotides. RefSeq lists its product as uncharacterized. The record is from RefSeq and is a predicted model, not a curated record. The transcript has a single exon. The coding region runs from base 1 to 471 and encodes 156 amino acids. NCBI's taxonomy places the organism in Eukaryota, Euglenozoa, Kinetoplastea, Trypanosomatida, Trypanosomatidae.